AUGUCGGAUUCAGCAAGGAAGCCCACGUCGCGAAUGUUGCGCACGACAGAUGAAGAUCGGCCAUUCACUAGAGACUUCAAGGACCUUUUCUCAACUCUCAUGGUCAGCCUUGAGCUUGGUCCGCGUCGAGUGCGCUUCUCCAAGAUUGACUUUACCUUCACCGUGGAAGAAGCCCUGAACAAUCUCAGCUCUCUGCGAUUUACGCAAUCUGCCCGCAUGCCCGAUCCUCAAGACCCCAGUCGCAUCAUCACGACGACGUCCACGACCACGUUCACAAUGGCAAAGGAGAUGGCAAAAUCCAUAUUCAAGGACUUCAUACAUGCACGGUUCCUGGAACCUCUAAACGCCACUUUUACGAGUCUCAGCAAAAGUACUGUCUGCACACUGACGGCAAAGGGAAUUGCUGUGCUGCACCGUUUCUGCAACCGAAACGGUAUUGCAGCGCCACAUGUGAUGAGAGUGCUGCAAUCUCCGCGGAACAAGAUGACACUCCUUAUUCUUGAACGCCACUUAACAACAGAUAAGCUGUUGGUCGACCGGGCGACUAUCGAAGUCAUAUUUCGUCGUUUUGCUGGCGCCCAGGCUCCCGGUGCAAGCAAUGGCUUGCCAGCCUGGGAUGAUCGUACCGAUUACCCGAAUGGUCUGGUGGGCGUUGAAGGUAUACAGGAUAUGCGGGUGAGUGGUAAGAAGUACCAAUAUGCCUUUUCUGGCAAGUCAGCCAUCAAUUGGCUUAUGGACUGCUGCACUACUAUCGACGAACGCGAAACGUAUCAGGUUUGUGAGCAAUUCAUUGAACACGGUUUGAUCGUUAGCAUCGUCGAGGACAAAUCAUAUAUUGAAGAAAACGGUGCGAGUGCACUCAGCUUUCAACCCACACGGCAAGCCAUCUAUACGCUUACGCCGCGCGCCAUGAAAGUUUGCGGUUGGGCUGUAUCUGAUAGGCUAUCAGAUGAGAGCAUAAACAGAAAGAGGGAGAGCAAGGCGAAUGAUGGAUCCUCAGUUUCAUCCAAUUCAGCCACCGGACCUACUGCUAGUGGUGAUGUUUCAAAUAAGGCACGUUUGACGUAUAUACUGAAUGAUCCAUCACUACGUCUUCUAUUCCGUGAAUUUCUUGCAGCGUCUUUCUGCGAGGAGAACCUGGCUUUUUAUCUUGAUGUGACGGAAUAUCUUGACAACUACAAGCAAUCCAAGACGUCAGGUGAACUGAAAGAUUACCAUAAGGUGCAGGAUUAUAUUGCUGGUGCAUUUGGCCUGUACAACUCUUUUCUUGCCCCGGGAUCCCCUUGUGAAUUAAACAUUGAUCACGCCCUCCGGAAUCGGUUGUCUGCAGAAAUGACCCGGCUCUGCGGAGACGAGCAGACGGUAGCUCGUAAUCUGGAAGAAGUCGUCAAUCAUUGUCAACUUGCGCAGACAUCCAUUUUCAAGCUCAUGGCUAGUGACUCCGUUCCCAAGUUCUGCCGUCAACCCAGAUAUGCAGUUAUUCUUCAGGAGCAUGACUUUGAAUCUGUUGCUGGAAACCCAAGCCGUCCUGCGUCUCCAGUCAGUACACCAAUGAAGUCAGCAGACCGGUAGCAUAUAUGCACAGGUCCUGCUAUCCAUCUAACGCAAUUGUAUUUGUUCUUUUCUCUUCUAGCGAGUUUGCGAUUGUUUGCUAUGACUUUUUGACGCAUGAUAUAAGCAUGAUGGGUUAAUUUUUUGAUUCCCUCUCUUCUCAAGAGAAUUAUCUGUUGCAUGGUGGUUCUUUUUUUUGAUUUGAGUUCAUAUUCUU
Molecule: messenger RNA, 1768 nt
Organism: Talaromyces stipitatus ATCC 10500
Lineage: Eukaryota; Fungi; Ascomycota; Eurotiomycetes; Eurotiales; Trichocomaceae
Product: developmental regulator flbA, putative
Exons: 4
Coding region: 1-1572 (523 amino acids)
Biological process (GO): intracellular signal transduction
Source: RefSeq, a predicted model, not a curated record